AACCGCAGGCGCGCCUCACCAGAAGAGCUCCUCGCAAUCCCCACACCCUCUCGAUCAGACGCAGUGCUGGUUCAGAGGUGCGAGCGAGGAAAAGGGACAGAGAGAUCUGUCUGUUGAUUGUUGCAUUUUUUGGUCAUACUCUCGAAGUCGCAUUCGUGCGCAACUUCAAACGCCAUGGCGAACAAACAGGGCAAGAUGCAAAACCUCAUUAACUACCGGAUGCGAGUCACCCUCAACGAUGGCCGACAGAUGACCGGUCAGAUGCUUGCUUUCGACAAGCACAUGAACCUCGUCCUUGCCGAUACCGAAGAAUUCCGUCGUGUGAAGAGGAAAUCCAAGCCGGCUGCUGGCCCUGCGAAUGCCCCCUUGGUGGAGGCCGAGGAAAAGAGAACCCUCGGACUUACAAUUGUGCGCGGUACUCAGGUCGUUUCUUGCUCGGUUGACGGGCCUCCUCCCGCCGAUCCCUCCGCUCGAUUGGGAACCGCCGGCCCCGGUGCUGCGGCUGCAGCAGCCACCCUUGCGGCUGGUCCUGGAAUCAGCAAGCCUGCUGGCCGUGGUCUGCCAGUUGGGCUUGGAGGCCCUGCAGCGGGUGUUGGAGGACCCCCGCCUCCGCCUGGCGGAUUCGGAGGUUUCCCUCCUGGCGGCUUCCCUGGAGCACCUCCGGGCUUUGGUGGUCGCGGAGGCGCACCUGGUGGACCUGGUGGACCUCCUGGAUUUGCUCCGCCUCCAGGUUUCGCACCCCAGGGUGGACCUCCUGGUGGCUUCCAGCCCCCACCAGGCUUCCAGCCUCCUGGGCAAGGCCGCGGAUAUCCUCCCCCCGGAUUUGGAGGAAGAUGAUGGAGCAUAUGACGCUCAAAGAAAGAGACAACACGAUUCUAUCCAUAAUUCUACCUACAGAGGGAUGCAUAGGCGAUUUAAGACUCCCUCUCAUUAUACAAGCCAACAAACAAAUGGGGUAGAACAAAACGCAAAAUCUACCUAGCAAUGGCGUUGCGGCGCGUGCGGAUGGCGGUCAAGUCCUCCAAGAGACAUCACAAUGGUAUUUGAAAACCGAAAGAAUAGCAAUAGAUACCACAUUACCAUAAUUACUAGCAAACCCAU
Molecule: messenger RNA, 1101 nt
Organism: Penicilliopsis zonata CBS 506.65
Lineage: Eukaryota; Fungi; Ascomycota; Eurotiomycetes; Eurotiales; Aspergillaceae
Exons: 6
Coding region: 175-837 (220 amino acids)
Biological process (GO): mRNA splicing, via spliceosome
Cellular component (GO): U4/U6 x U5 tri-snRNP complex; U2 snRNP; catalytic step 2 spliceosome
Molecular function (GO): RNA binding
Source: RefSeq, a predicted model, not a curated record